AUGGUGCAAGUUCUUCCGACCACUCUAAAGGGCUUGGCCUUAACCUGGUUCACCGAGCUUCCUUCCGGGAGCAUAUCGAGUUUCACUGCUCUUGAGACAGCUUUGAAACAGAACUUCAUUGCAGGAAGAAGACAUCGGAAGACCAAUAUCCACCUCAUGUCGAUCAGACAACAGAGGGAAAAAGACCUAACUGACUAUAUCAAGAGAUUCAAUGAAGAGUCACUCAAAGUUUCCGAUCUGCAGGACAGCGUCGCGUUCACCGCGCUCAUGUCUGGGUUAUAUCCCUCGAGUAGGUUCAAGUUAAAGCUCGCGGAGAGUGAGGCCUCGUCAUUCUCAGAAGCCAUGAACCUAGCUCAGAAGUUCAUUCAGGCCUCCGAUAUCUGUAAAACGCACGAGGAGCCUAGCUCCGGAAAGAGAAAGCACGAGUACACCCCUCGACCAGACAACCCCCAGUGA
This is a messenger RNA of Beta vulgaris subsp. vulgaris (sugar beet), 456 nucleotides long. RefSeq lists its product as uncharacterized. The record is from RefSeq and is a predicted model, not a curated record. Bases 1 to 456 code for a protein of 151 amino acids. NCBI's taxonomy places the organism in Eukaryota, Viridiplantae, Streptophyta, Magnoliopsida, Caryophyllales, Amaranthaceae. The transcript has a single exon.